AUGCUAGCAGCAUAUGCCCAGAAUGGGCAUAUUGACAUGUCACGGGCUUUCUUUGAUCCUAUGCCACGCCGCAGCCUCGUGUCAUGGAAUACCAUGCUGGCAGCCUACGUCAAAAGCGGGGACUGUGGCCACGCAAGCCAGAUCUUCAAUGACGUGCCAAUGCGGGACGUUGUGACGUGGACAACAAUGCUGACUGGGCAUGCCCAGUCUGGGUAUAUACUCGCCGCUGAGCGGCUGUUUCAUGAAAUGCCGGAGUGGAACUUGCUAACAUGGAGCGCGAUAUUUUCAGGGUACAUUCUUAAGGGUGACAAGACUAAGUCGCAAAAUCUGCUAGAGAAGAUUCCAGUUCUAGAUCUGAUUUUAGCGACAACGAUCCUCACGACAUAUGCCCACUCGGGGCAUAUAUCUCAAGUCGUAAGUUUGUUUGAUCAGCUUCCUUCCCGCGAUCUAGUCUCGUGGAGUGCUCUUCUCUCUUCUUACGCCACAAACUUUGAUCUCGAUGGAGCCGAAAGUGUCUUUGAUGCCAUGCCAGAGAGGAACCUCGUCUGCUGGAACACAAUUCUUUCCGCGAAUGCCUUGGCGGGGCAAAAGGAGAAGGCAAAGACUCUGUUUGAUUCAAUGCCGAUGCGUGAUACGCUGUCCUGGACAUCUCUCUUAAACGCGUAUUCAAGCGCCAGAAACAUCGAGCAAGCAAAGUCCGUGUACGACCAAAUGCCGCGGCAUGAUCUUGUCUCAAGAACAGCAAUGCUUGCGGCAUUUGCCGCGAACGGGCAUCCAGGAAAAGCCAAGGCCAUGUUUGAUUCCAUUCCAGAGCUCCAAUGUGAGAUUUCUUGGAACGCUCUCCUUGCUUCUAAUGCGCAGAAUGCUCGAUUUAUCGAAGCUCUGGAGGCCUUUUACUCCAUGGCCACAGUCCAAGCCCCCACUGCCACAAGCUUUGUUCCAGUGAUCAUCUCUUGCAGCCACAGAGGAGAGAUUUAUAGAGGGCGAUCGCUCUUCUUGUCAAUGGGUGUAGAUCAUGGCUUGGAGUACACAAGGCAGCACUUUUGUUGCAUGUUGGAUCUUCUUGGACGGGGUGGAUUUCUAGAUGCCUCGCAAGAGCUCAUUGUUUCAAUGCCUUUUAUUCCAGGUGCAUUGGAGUACACUUGCCUGCUUGGAGCGUGUCAGGCUUCCAAGAAUGUAGCACAUGGAGGCCAUGUUGUGCAAAAGAUUUUGGGCCUGGAGAAGCUAGAUGCUUCAGAGGUUACCACCUUCUGCUUGGCAUUGGACGGUGAGUAUGAUAGAGUGAGCUUGCUGGUGAAGAAGGAUAUGUUCCAAGCCCCAGAAUUGAGAGCAUUGUUGACAAGCGCCAUCAAAGCUGCCCGUAUCUUAACAAUCUCUGAGAGAGUUCUCCAGGUUGGAGAAAGACGGGCGGUAUUUGCUGAAAUGCAUGGCGGCAGGGAGAGCGAGAAGUGGGCUAUUGACGAGGCACAGGCCAAAGUUGCAUCGGGGGAAGGAAAUCAGCCGGAUCAUGGAGCUCCUCCGGCAAAACCUCGCGGUUUGGAUGAGAAUGAGUAUUGA
Messenger RNA from Selaginella moellendorffii, 1557 nucleotides. Its product is annotated as pentatricopeptide repeat-containing protein At4g02750-like. The coding region runs from base 1 to 1557 and encodes 518 amino acids. NCBI's taxonomy places the organism in Eukaryota, Viridiplantae, Streptophyta, Lycopodiopsida, Selaginellales, Selaginellaceae. The transcript is spliced from 4 exons. Gene Ontology annotation, molecular function: protein binding. The record is from RefSeq and is a predicted model, not a curated record.